Messenger RNA from Aureobasidium namibiae CBS 147.97, 1377 nucleotides. Its product is annotated as putative nonspecific lipid-transfer protein, mitochondrial precursor. NCBI's taxonomy places the organism in Eukaryota, Fungi, Ascomycota, Dothideomycetes, Dothideales, Saccotheciaceae. The record is from RefSeq and is a predicted model, not a curated record. The transcript has a single exon. The coding region runs from base 1 to 1377 and encodes 458 amino acids. Gene Ontology annotation, molecular function: acyltransferase activity, transferring groups other than amino-acyl groups.
AUGGGCAAGAAACCAGCAGCACCAUGCUACGUCCUCGGCGUUGGCAUGACCAAAUUCAUCAAGCCUAGAGGCAAGGUCGACUACACAGAGCUGGGCUUCGAGGCGGGAGUAAAAGCCAUGCUGGAUGCUCAGAUCAAUUAUGAUGACGUGGAGCAAGGCAUAGCAUGCUACUGCUACGGUGACAGCACCUGCGGCCAGCGAGUCUUCUACCAGUUCGGCAUGACCCAGAUUCCCAUCUACAACGUCAACAACAACUGCAGCACUGGAUCCACAGGUCUCAACCUUGGCCGUACCAUGGUUUCGAACGGAGCCGCGGAUUGUGUUCUAGUAGUUGGAUUUGAGAAAAUGUUCCCAGGCUCUCUGCAAAGUUUCUUUCAAGACCGGACUAAUCCUACCGGCACGACUGUAGACAUGAUGAAGGCAACCAGAGGCAUCACCAACGCUCCUGGUGCCGCUCAAAUGUUUGGCAACGCCGGAAGAGAGUACAUGGAGAAGUACGGAGCAAAGAAGGAAGACUUUGCUGAAAUUGCAAGAGUCAAUCACGAGCACUCGAAGCGUAAUCCUUACUCACAAUUCCAAGACGAAUACACUCUGCAGCAAGUCAUGGACUCGACAUCGAUCCACGAACCUUUGACCAAGUUACAAUGCUGUCCUACCUCUGAUGGCGGAGCAGCCGCUAUUCUGGUAUCUGAAGAUUUCUUGAACGCCAGACCUCAUCUCAGAGAGCAAGCAAUUCUCAUCGCUGGCCAAUGUCUUGCCACUGAUGCUACCUCUCUGUUCUCGCGUAGCAGCAUCGACUUGAUGGGCUACGAAAUGACGAAGAACGCGGUCAAGGUCGCUCUGGCCGAAGCAGGUGUCUCCAUCUCGGAAGUAAAAGUCUGCGAACUGCAUGACUGCUUCUCGGCUAACGAGAUGAUUGUGAUCGAUGCACUCGGACUGAGCGAACAUGGCAAGGCACAUGAGAUGGUGCGCAAAGGAGACAUAACUUACGGUGGAAAGAUGGUCAUCAACCCUUCAGGAGGACUCAUUUCCAAAGGUCAUCCACUCGGUGCCACGGGCAUUGCACAAUGUGCAGAGCUAGUCUGGCAUCUGCGUGGGUGGGCCAACAACCGUUUAGUCAAGGAUACCACGGUAGCAUUGCAGCACAACCUUGGGCUGGGAGGAGCUGUAGUGGUUACGGUGUACAAGAGAGCAGACGGCAAGACAAACGAGUCGGUGGACUCACAGACGGUCGGACAGAAGAAUGGACUUGGAUACAACCCGGCGGUCGAGGCCAAGGGCUUCAGCAGAGAACAGGCAAACCGAGUACGCAGCAAGCAGCACAAGAGUGACUGGGCGCUGGCAGACACGGGGCGUAAGGUGGAGGCGCGAUUCUGA